AUGGAUUAUGAUUAUAAAUUUUCUCAACUUCGUACUGUAUGUCAAAUAAGAACGGCGAAUUUGGCAAUCAUGUGGAUAACUUCGAUUUCCAUAUUGGUUGCGUGGAUUUGGACAGUGCUUCCUGAAUUAAUAACUCAUAAAGAGGAUGAGGAUGACGAAAGAAGAAAAAUCAUGGAUCGUUCAGAACAUUUAUUAUUAACUUCCUCAUUAUUUUUCAACGACAAAGGAUUUCAACAUUACUAUGCCAUAUAUACUUAUUUUGCAUAUAAUGAUUUGGGUCCCAAUUCCAUUUUAUGCCCGGCAAAUUAUCCAUACCCUUCAAAAAAAUAUUAUAACGUUUGCAUAAUCAAUCUUUCUAAUUUGAUCUGUAUGUGGUUGAUGUUUUCCAUUUCAUUGUGUUUGGCCAUACGAGAUAACAUUCCUGAUCAUAAAUUAGAUGAAUGGCUGGGGUUUCAAAAUAAUGAUCAAUCUGAUAAUGCUCAUAAUAAAAGUUGGGAAGGUGAAGAGAAAGAAGGGAAACAACUUGAAGGUGUGGCUUGA
This is a messenger RNA of Funneliformis mosseae, 540 nucleotides long. The record is from the annotation of a GenBank genome assembly. Lineage: Eukaryota; Fungi; Glomeromycota; Glomeromycetes; Glomerales; Glomeraceae.